AUGACUCGCGGAAACGCACACCAGGUUAAGGUCCACUACCGGGGCAAGAGCGACGACUACCUCAUCUUCGUCGAAAAUGCUCAGAUAGUUAAGGACUGGUUGAAGGACCGCAGCAUACCGCUGGCACAGGUGGUGAACGGCUUCAAGAUCUUCGUCACACACAAGCAAGGGAAUCAGGGCAACUUCGACGGCGCCAGCGACGCGCAGCUCAAUUCGGAGUUUGGCACGCACAAGGCGGAAGAGGUCAUUGCGCAGAUCCUGGAGAAGGGGACGAUUAUAGAGACCGAGAAUCCGGGACGUGUGGCUAGCCGGAACCUCACUCAAGGAUCUCUAGUCUCGCACAACUAG
Molecule: messenger RNA, 348 nt
Organism: Westerdykella ornata
Lineage: Eukaryota; Fungi; Ascomycota; Dothideomycetes; Pleosporales; Sporormiaceae
Product: shwachman-Bodian-diamond syndrome protein
Exons: 3
Coding region: 1-348 (115 amino acids)
Source: RefSeq, a predicted model, not a curated record